This is a messenger RNA of Ictalurus furcatus (blue catfish), 1792 nucleotides long. It is a transcript of the gene eno1a, whose product is annotated as enolase 1a, (alpha). Gene Ontology annotation, biological process: glycolytic process. The transcript has 12 exons. The coding region runs from base 135 to 1433 and encodes 432 amino acids. Gene Ontology annotation, molecular function: phosphopyruvate hydratase activity; magnesium ion binding. Gene Ontology annotation, cellular component: phosphopyruvate hydratase complex. The record is from RefSeq and is a predicted model, not a curated record. Lineage: Eukaryota; Metazoa; Chordata; Actinopteri; Siluriformes; Ictaluridae.
CUGAUUCCCCCCACUCCCCUUCAGGGUUAUCACUGCGCAGCUCUGUGACUGUUCGCCUUCUCUGCUUCUGCUGCGGAGAGUGAAGUGACCAGACUGCUGUCCUUGCACACAGUUAGCUAGCUAGAUCCUGCAACAUGUCUAUCCUGAAGAUCCAUGCUCGUGAGAUUUUCGACUCUCGUGGAAACCCCACAGUUGAGGUUGAUCUCUACACUAAGAAAGGUCUCUUCAGAGCUGCAGUGCCCAGCGGUGCUUCCACUGGCAUCUAUGAGGCCCUUGAGCUUCGUGAUGAGGACAAGACGCGCUAUCUGGGCAAAGGGGUGAAAAGAGCUGUAAAAUAUGUAAAUGAGUUCUUGGCCCCAGCUUUGUGUAACCAGGAUGUGUCCGUCUUGGAGCAGGAGAAGAUUGACAAACUGAUGCUUGAUAUGGAUGGUACAGAUAAUAAAUCUAAAUUUGGUGCAAAUGCCAUCCUGGGUGUGUCCCUGGCUGUGUGCAAGGCUGGUGCUGCAGAGAAGGGCGUCCCACUCUACCGCCACAUUGCUGACCUUGCUGGAAAUCCAGAGGUCAUCCUCCCAGUGCCUGCCUUCAAUGUUAUCAACGGCGGUUCCCACGCUGGCAACAAGCUGGCCAUGCAGGAGUUCAUGAUCCUCCCAGUUGGAGCAAGCAACUUCAAAGAGGCCAUGCGCAUCGGUGCUGAGGUCUACCACAACCUGAAGAAUGUCAUCAAGGAGAAAUACGGCAAAGAUGCCACCAAUGUGGGAGAUGAAGGUGGCUUUGCCCCCAACAUCCUGGAGAACAAAGAAGCACUUGAGCUGCUGAAGAAUGCCAUCAGCAAGGCUGGCUACACUGACAAGAUUGUGAUUGGCAUGGAUGUUGCAGCAUCUGAAUUUUACAAAGGUGGCAAAUAUGACCUGGACUUCAAGUCACCCGACAAUCCCAGCCGUUACAUCAGCCAUGACCAGCUGGCUGACCUUUAUAAGAGCUUUGUGAAGGAUUAUCCUGUUGUCUCUAUUGAGGAUCCCUUUGACCAGGAUGACUGGGAAGCCUGGUCCAAGUUCACCGCCAGCACCAGCAUCCAGGUGGUGGGUGACGAUCUGACUGUGACCAACCCCAAACGCAUUGCUAAGGCUGUAUCAGAAAAGGCCUGCAACUGCCUGCUGCUGAAGGUCAACCAGAUUGGCUCUGUCACAGAGUCCCUCCAGGCCUGCAAGCUGGCUCAGUCCAGUGGUUGGGGUGUGAUGGUGAGCCACCGCUCUGGAGAGACUGAGGACACCUUCAUUGCUGAUUUGGUGGUUGGCCUCUGCACUGGCCAGAUCAAGACUGGUGCCCCUUGCAGAUCUGAGCGUCUAGCCAAGUACAAUCAGCUGCUCAGGAUUGAAGAGGAGCUUGGAGACAAGGCCCGCUUUGCUGGCAAGAACUUCAGGAAGCCCAUCUGAAGAGCAGGCCUUUCUCAGUCCACUGCUUACCACAGUUGCACUCCCACACAUUAAGCCACGUUAUCAUUUUCUAGAGUGAAAGAGCUGGAAAGGCGUUGAAAUUCAAGGUCCAAUCUGUAGGCUAAGGCAUCUGUUUCUGUGCCAACUGAUCAGCCAUCUUCCUAUGCUUUGGCACCCAAAUAGCACUGGUCCUUUAAAUUAUAUCUGUAUUGUGAGAUGCUUCUUGUGUGUUGUACUAAGUCUGGUCUUCUCUUACUUUAGAGUCAAGUGCACUGUGUAGUGUAACUUAUGUUCAUAGUGUUGCUGUAGUGCUACUGUAAAGCGUGGCAUAACAAAUAAACUUGUGGAAGUGUUACUGA